AUGGGAUCAGGAAUCCCGGCCCCGCUGCUGCUCCUGGCGCUCUCCGCGCUCCAUCCCAUAAUAGGGAAGCUCCGGGAGCCGCUGCUGAUCCUGGAGGGGCCGGAACCGGGCGGGAUCCGGCUCCGGUGCCUCCCGGAGCCUCUUCCCGAUGUCCGCGUGCUCUGGAGCGCCGGGAGCGGCCGGAACGGGUCGGGAAUUCCGGAGCCCGGCGGGAAUUCCGGGAUCUCGCUGCUGCUCCGGCCGGGGCUCGGCAACGCCGCCGCCUGCCGCGCCCUGCGCCGGGGAGCGGCCGCCGAGUCCGCCGUGCUCAUCGCCGGUGAGGCGUCGGGAAAGCGGGAAUUCUGCGCGGAAUGGGAAAAGCCGGGGUUGGAUGGGGUUGUCCGGGGUUUUUUUUUUGGGAUUUUUCGGGGAUUUCUGCGGUUCGGGAAGGUCCCAAAUUGGGCGGGAUGGUUUUCUGUGGGAUCGGGGAGGAGUCGGGAUGGGAUUCCCGAUGUUUUCUUCCCGUCGCCGUCCCCGUGGCUCCCGGCCUUCAUCCUGCUCCUCCUCCUCGCUCUGUGCCUGGCGCUGGCCGCCGCCCUCCGCCUGCGGAAAUCCCAUCAGGAAAUCAGCGAGGAGACCGAGGAGCUCCGGAUGGAGCUGGAGGAGGUGACGGGAAAAUCCCAGAGGGAGAAAAUGGAGAUGGAGACGAGACUCGAGCAGAUCCAGGCGCAGCUCGAUUUCCGACGGGCUCAGAGCCACGCAGUCUCGCUGUCGCUGGACGAGUGCUGCACGCCCCCGGCGCUGCUGAUCCGGGGCCCAUCCCAGAUCCUUGGCCCCGAUCCCGGAUCCCGGCCCCACCCCCAGGCCCUGGCCGUGGCGCAGGAGGGAUUUUCCUGCGGGAAGCACUACUGGGAAGUGGAGCUGGGAGACGGCAGCGCCUGGGAGCUGGGCGUGCUCCGCGAGGAGGUCCGGGAUUCCCUGCGGGAUUCCCUGCGGGAUCCCAUCCCGAAUUCCACCCCGGAUUCCCUGCAGGAUUCCACCCUGGAUCCCAUCCUGAAUUCCAUCUCAAAUUCCAUUCUGGAUUCCAUCCCAAACUCCACCCCAAAGUCCAUCCUAGAUCCCAUCCCGGAUUCCCUGCGGGAUCCCAUCCCAGAUCCCAUCCCGGAUUCCCUUCAGGAUUCCAUCCCGGAUCCCAUCCUGAAUUCCAUCCCAGAUCCCACCCUGGAUCCCAUCCCGAAUUCCAUCAUGGAUCCCAUCCCGGAUCCUAUCCCAAAUUCCAUCCCGGAUCCCAUCCCAAAUUCCAUCCUGGAUCCCAUCCCAAAUUCCAUCAUGGAUCCCAUCCCGGAUCCUAUCCCAAAUUCCAUCCCGGAUCCCAUCCUGGAUCCCAUCCCAAAUUCCAUGCCGGAUCCUAUCCCAAAUUCCAUCCAGGAUCCCAUCCCGAAUUCCAUCCUGGAUCCCAUCCCGGAUCCUAUCCCAAAUCCCAUCCCGGAUCCCAUCAUGGAUCCCAUCCCGGAUCCUAUCCCAAAUUCCAUCCCGGAUCCCAUCCCAAAUCCCAUCCCGAAUUCCAUCACAGAUCCCAUCCCGGAUCCCAUCCCAAAUCCCAUCCCGAAUUCCAUCCCGGAUCCCCUGCGGGAUGAUUCCGUGGGGGAUGAUUCCCUCCCCUCCAUCCCGGAGGAGGCGGCACCAGGGCUGCAGUAUUCCCAGGGAGAAUUCCGGCUGCCAGGGGGGAAGCUGGAGAGGAAUUUCGGGCGUUGCCGCGUGCUCGGGGUGCUGCUGGACCAGGAGCGGCGCGUGCUCGAGUUCUUCGACGCCGAGGAGAAGCAGCUCCUGGGAUCCCUUCCCUUGAAAAUUUCUGGGAAUCUUUUCCCGUUCUUCAGGCCAGGAUCUGGUGGGAAUAGCCUGGGGAUCCGCCCUGAGGCGGCACCAGGGCUGCAGUAUUCCCAGGGAGAAUUCCGGCUGCCAGGGGGGAAGCUGGAGAGGAAUUUCGGGCGUUGCCGCGUGCUCGGGGUGCUGCUGGACCAGGAGCGGCGCGUGCUCGAGUUCUUCGACGCCGAGGAGAAGCAGCUCCUGGGAUCCCUUCCCUUGAAAAUUUCUGGGAAUCUUUUCCCGUUCUUCAGGCCAGGAUCUGGUGGGAAUAGCCUGGGGAUCCGCCCUCCCGCUCCGGAGGUUUCUCCGCCCCCUCCCGCAGGGGCGGCCCGCGGUCUCUUUUUCCUGGCGGAGGGAGCGGGGCGGAGCGUCCCGGGCGGUCCCAUGGUGUAA
This is a messenger RNA of Onychostruthus taczanowskii (white-rumped snowfinch), 2238 nucleotides long. RefSeq lists its product as uncharacterized. Lineage: Eukaryota; Metazoa; Chordata; Aves; Passeriformes; Passeridae. The record is from RefSeq and is a predicted model, not a curated record. The transcript has 12 exons. The coding region runs from base 1 to 2238 and encodes 745 amino acids. Gene Ontology annotation, molecular function: protein binding.